AUUGGCUAUUACAAGAUGUUGAUUAACAGGUUUGGGCUGACAAUUAGUCCAGAAGUUGUGAUUCUGCGUUGGAAAACUCAAAAUUUGUGGAAAGUUGCUCUGAAGAAAUGGUCAAAUGUAGUUAACUCGAGAAUCCAUCCAAAUCCAGAAAAAAAAGAAAAGGAAGAAGGCCCAGCGCGAGUCGUCUGCUUCUCAUCUCCGAUCGUUCCCCUCACCUCUCUGGCUGGCUCUCACGUAGGAGACCUCCUCCAGUACGCACCAGCCGGCAAGGGCGUGCCCUCCGGUGGCCGGCGACCUACUUCAAAGGAGCACGAACAGCAGGUCCUCCGCGUGGGGACAUCUCCUCGAGCUUCUCACACUACCUCCCCUGCGCAGCUCGUCACCACCAGAUCCUCCUCCGUCGCGCACUCCCACCCGACCGUAUCACCUCUCGGAAGCAGUAUGGCGGCCAGACGGAACAUUCCUUAUUCUGUUCUUCCUACGGAGGACAGGGAUGAAGACAAUGUUGACCGCCGGUUCACAUAUACUCCAAAAUCCUUGAGGAGGAUCCCGUGGAAGUCGAUUGCCCUAGCAUUGUUCCUCCUCUUCCUGGGAAGCUCUCUUCUCUUCCUUUCAUAUUUUAUAUCCACAGGUCACAUGGAGGGUGAUAGCUCUCAGGUGUAUGGUCUAUUGUUCCUGGGUAUCCUUGCCUUUCUUCCUGGAUUUUAUGAGACCCGAGUUGCAUACUAUUCAUGGAGAGGAGCACCAGGGUUCACCUUUGCAGCCAUUCCAGACUAUUAGGCUUCGAUUCUAACUCAUCUACUGGGCAGUAAAGAUAUUGAACAGCAAGAGCCAGAAUACGAAACUUUAUCGAGAAUGAAAUGAACACUUAUUGUUAUGUUUGUACUACAAAUAGCUAAAAUGUAGGUGAAGUCGCCUUGUGCUGAUUCUUGUCACAUGACGGUGUUGUUUCAUCAGGCAAGCUACGCAUGUGCUGCAGAGCUAAAGCUGCUCUUGUGCUUGCUAUGUAGAUUGAACUUCUGGAGUUACCUAAGAUAGUAGUUUUAUGGCUUAA
Molecule: messenger RNA, 1054 nt
Organism: Aegilops tauschii subsp. strangulata
Lineage: Eukaryota; Viridiplantae; Streptophyta; Magnoliopsida; Poales; Poaceae
Source: RefSeq, a predicted model, not a curated record